AUGUUUGAAGGUGGUCAAAUUGGAUAUGGAGCCCCUGCUGCUCCAAAAAGUAAGAUUCCUAGUAAAGGCAAGCGGAAAGGGAAGUCUAAACCAAGUUUGGAUGAAACUGAAUUGGUUGGAUCUUCUAGAACCAAGAAGGCACGGCUACACCGUUCACGUGAUCGACCUAUUUCCUCUUAUUCCAAAUCCAAGAUACUACAGGCUGUAUCUGAUCAGAUUAAGACUAUAAUGUCUGAGUGUAAAACCUUGAUUGCUAAUAGUGUUCGUACUGGAUUUCAGCAUGUUGAGACCCGCCUUGAUAACAAAUUGGAGAAGGUUGUCCCUUUGUUUGUCAGGCAAUGUUUGAAAUCCAAGGAUUCUGAUGAAGUCAUUAAAGAUGUAUUGAAAAAUCUCUGCCUUUGUGAUGAUCUUUUUGAUGAACCUGGAGAAAAUGUUCCCGAAGGUUCAACAGUUGGUGAUAAGAAAUCUUCGAAGAAACCUAUGGAGGAUGAUGAUUUAGGUACUGUUAACUCUGCAGGUGAAAAUAUUUCUUUAGGAGAGUCUAAUCAAUCAGUCCCUGUUGUGUCUGCGACAGCUCCGGUUCAGAAUUCUACUGGUGAUGCUGAGGUGAACGUUAUUGAUGUGCUUCUCUCAUUGGCAACUAACCCCAAAUUCAUUGCCAUCUGCCAGAUAACUCAACCAACCAGCAGUACAGAUAUUGAUUUGAAGGAUGCUGACCUCCUAUCCAUUCCUAUUUCUAUUGAUCCAUGCCGUCCAGAUUGGUCUAUAUUGUUAAUGAUGAACUCAUGCGUGAUGGUUAUGAGGGAUGUAAUUCUGAGUGGUCCAGACUUUGCUUCUAAUGUUGGAGCAAACAUUUUACCUUGUGGCUUUGUUGUGGGUCUUGCGAAGCAGUUUUCUAGAUUCAAGAAGAUUUCUCGUAAAGAUUCUUUUGAGUUUGAUCUGGAAUUUGUUCAUGCUGUACGCAUAAGGAUGAAGGAGACUCGGAAGCAAUGGGUUAAGGACAUUGACUCUAUCUAUUUUCCUUUUAACAUUGAUCGCACCCGCUGGAUUGGUGUUUGCAUUGAUCUUUCCUCCCACCUCAUGACUGUCUUUGAUCCAUCUGCUUCUGAGAUGCAUAGCUCCCGGUUGAAGCCAGAGCUUGACUUUAUUUGCGAGAUGUUCCCGUUUCUUGUACGCAAGAGUGGUCUCAAUAAUGGCAUGAAGAACUUUUUUACUAAAGUGAUUUCGUUCAAAAGAGAUACGUCUGUUGUGCAAACGCCUUCUCGAGCUGAUACUGGUAUAUUGUCUCUUCUAUUUAUUGAGGCUCAUGUUUUAGGUGGAAUUGACAAGGUAUACAAAGUCAAAAAUGCAUCCCUCCAAGAGCGGGCUGAGCAACUUGUGGUUGACAUGUAUGAGCAUUGCUGUGGUGAUAUUGAUCUUAGCGACAAUUAG
Messenger RNA from Arabis nemorensis, 1431 nucleotides. Lineage: Eukaryota; Viridiplantae; Streptophyta; Magnoliopsida; Brassicales; Brassicaceae. The record is from the annotation of a GenBank genome assembly.